This is a messenger RNA of Epinephelus fuscoguttatus (brown-marbled grouper), 8756 nucleotides long. RefSeq names its product nck-associated protein 5-like. Lineage: Eukaryota; Metazoa; Chordata; Actinopteri; Perciformes; Serranidae. Gene Ontology annotation, cellular component: microtubule plus-end. The coding region runs from base 508 to 6285 and encodes 1925 amino acids. Gene Ontology annotation, biological process: microtubule bundle formation; microtubule depolymerization. The record is from RefSeq and is a predicted model, not a curated record. The transcript is spliced from 18 exons.
AGUGACAGACAGAGAGAAAGAGAUAGAAGCAGAGGCAGACUGAGGAGGAGAGAGAGAUAUUCGGAGGAGAGAUAAAGGCAGGAGGCGGGUUGGGCUGGGGGGGAGGCACACACAGCGCUGUGAGUGUGAAGAGGAGCCUCAGAGCCUGUGCGUGUGUUAGUUAGAGAAAGCAUAGUGCAGAGGGAGAACGUAUGCAGCGUGAAGGAGGAGAAGAGCAGCGCCGGGAGAGUCAACGCAUGUUGCCAGAUUGAGAGAGACAGAAGCAACGAGGACUAGGAGGAGGAGAGGGAAGCAAGGAUUUCAAGUGCUUGAGGGAACGUAGAAAAGAGGAGAGAGAAGGGGAGGAGAGGCAGUUUGGUCUCAGUCAAGUAGAGAGGCAGACAGGGAGCAGUGUAGAGCCAGCAGUACUGCAUUGUGGAUGUAAACUUUAUCAUCUGCGGGAUCAGUGGGUAGCAGCUGCAGAGCAGGAGGAGAGCGUGCCGGUGGAUUACCAUGUGUGUCCUCUGAAUGCACCAGGAUGCUGCAUCUCCACCAGGGGAAAAGCUGGCCGUGGCUCGCCUGCAGAGGGAGGUCGCACGGAGCAAGAGCGAAGGAACAAUGCGAGAAAAGCUGAUCCACGAGCUAGAGGAAGAGCGACGCCUGCGACUGGAGAGUGAGAAGCGUCUCCGGGAAGUGACGGAGGAGUCAGAGCUGGGACGGGCACAGAUGGUUUCACUGCAGCAGCAAUUCACCAGGAUGGAAGAGACGGUGCGGUCGCUGCUGCAGAAUCAGGGCGUUGUGGAGCACACUGCUGUGGACACAGUGGACAUCAUGAAGGCCUACAAGGAUAAACUCUCAGAGGAAGUGCAGAAACAGCAUGAUGGCCCCGAAGAGAAUGGCUCCCUGCCGCAAACGGAGCCAGACCCAGGGCUUGAUCCUGAUGCCAGCCAAGCAGAAGAGGACAAAGACAAAACCAAACUCCUUCUGGAUCGCCUCAAGGCCCUGGAGGAAAAGAAUUCUGCUUUGGCCUUGGAAAAUGAGAGCCAGAGGGAACAGUAUGAACGCUGUCUAGAUGAGGUUGCCAAUCAAGUUGUGCAGGCACUUCUCACCCAGAAGGAUCUGAGAGAGGAAUGCAUGAAGCUGCGAACUCGAGUUUUUGACCUCGAGCAGCAGAAUCGGGCGCUGGGUAUUCUGUUCCAGCAACGGAUCAAGCCUGCCUCGGACCUGCUUCUCCAGAAACUCCACUCUCGGAUCAUGGAUCUAUCUGCGGCAGAUUUACUUCUGGAGCCAGAGAGAAGCAAGGCCUUCUUGCUUUCCAGGAAUACAGACUCUCCCUCCAGUGAGGUUCAGUUGAACGGAAAGGCAGGUCUCCCUGUGGCCAAGUGUCUGAGCCAGCUGAGUCUGACAGUGCCGGCGCCUGUGUACCCACGCAGCAGCUGUAGCAGUAGUGAGUUGUCCCUGUCAAGUGCGUGUAGUGAAUUCUCCAGCGGCUCCUACACCUGGAAUGAUGGACGCUCCUGUGGGAAAAUGUCAUCUCUGACUUGGGAGAAGAGGCUGAGUUUGGGUUCAUCAGCCCCAAGUAAUAUCUGUGCCGCCCUUGAGGAGCAGCUGCCCACAAGGCGCAAGGAGAGCAAUAUACUCGAGGGACUGAGAAAGCUCCAGAGGAGGAAACACAGGAGCUCCUCUGCUUCAUCCAAGGUCUCAAAGUCAGACUGUAUGAACUCCAACGAGGGCAUCUAUUCUCUGGGUAUCAAGAGUGGCAGUAAAGGGGUGUCCAAGCCUACCCAUGUGGGUAGAACUUCAGCUGCUGGGGGCAAAAAGUUCUCUUAUGAUUCUGAUGAUGCUGAUGAUGAAUUGGCACUUUCCAGUCGAGGAGAUAACAUCCCCACUAAGGACAGCUGGUUUUACUGUAAGAGGCUCUCCCGCAGCAUCUCAGACAGUUUGUGCAGCUGGGAAGGGAUACAGGACAGUGGAGGUGGAGGUGAUGGUAGCUCAGGUAACAUGGCUACGAAACACCCUUCUGGGUGUGACUCAAAAGAGCGUCCUGACAAACUCAUGAGUUUCAUAGACAGUUUUCUCCCUGAGGGCGGGCGGAUAUCAGCUUUUACUAAACCAUCCUUGCUGCACUUCAACCCCGCUGACCCAGAGGGUCCUAAUCACCUCUCUGACGUGGAUGAUCCAGAGGACCUCAACUCUGAGUCUAAUGACAUCCGAAUGUCCUUUAGCCAGCCACUGGAGCAAGCGGAGAGGGACUCCAAGAGAGUGUCAAGAGAUGCUGCCAAGCUGCUCACACAACAGUGCUUGCGAAGAGAGCAGGGACGCACCCAGUCUGCAGAUGGGAGGCCCAGGCCUUUCAGCUUAAUUAAGGAGCCCAAAGGGGCCAAGUGUACUCAGUCUGAGGAGAGCAUACUGGCAAUAUUUGAUGCAGAAGGAGAGCCUAUUGAACUUUCUGCUCAUAAGCUCACAACAGGUGCUGGGCUUCGAAAUGACAUUCAAAAUAGCAAGGUAGUUGCUGAUUACACAGAGCUAGCACCCCAAGAGAGGCCAACAAGGCAAAAAUCAGCAAAUACAAGAAACUACACUGUUCUUGAGUCUCCAGAGAAACCAUCUGAAUGUCAAAUUAGGUCUAGUAAAACAAGCAAUAGCAGGGAGGGCAGUGCAGAGAGGGUGUCAAUGCAGCUGACUCCACAAAGGAAACUUAUCAAACCACCAAGCAGCCGACCUAAUAAAGGCCAUUCCAUCCCUCCCAUGAGCGAUUCUACUGCUCCCAAGUCCAGUGGUUCAAAGAUACCCGGUCGUAACAAACCUUCAGGGUCCCCACUGAGAGUGUCAAAGGGCUCUUCCACUGAACCAAGUAAUAGUGGAAACUCAGGACUCUCUAGUCAGGAGAAAUCCCCCUCCUCUCCUGCAGUUAAAAUGUCCAGGUUCAUAAAGACUUCAGGAACCUGUUCACAGAGCCCAAAGGCGGUGAACUCCAAGCUCCCCGGCAGGGCCGAGUGUAGUAAGGGUUCCUCCUCCAGUUCCCCACACCUCUCAAGGAGGCACCUGGAGUAUGCUGACAAUGGUGAACAGCCCACCAGAGACAAACACUGUGAAACCAGCAAAAAUAAACUCAGGUCCCCGUCUCCUCCCCCUCCCCCGGGCCGCACCACCUCCUUACUAAUCAGACCAAAUUACGAAGGGUCGCCUCAAGCACAUAAAACAUGGGUGGCUCAAACAUCCACAUCAACCACUGUGAGGGGCCCUCCCCCAAGUUACCACAACUCACUUGUACCAAAUAUGCAAACAACGCUACCCAUCAAGGAUAAAGACUGUUUAGACUUGGAUGCAGGCUACGGGACUGCACUUGCACCUCAGAAACUGGUCGAGAAAACCAGUCAGCACCUUCAAAAGUCCCCUGCCAUGACUCAGACACCUACAAAAGGCACUUCCAAGAGGAUGACUACAAAAGACUACCUCCCUUCUGCAAACUCAGGGUGUGCUCCAGAAACUGAACAUGCACCUAAAAGCUCAAAGAAUGUCCCUCCUCCCUACAGUGCCCUCAGAGGGUCCUCGCUUCAGAACUCAUUUGCAAGUAAAAGAGGAUCAACCCAUGAAAAUGUCUAUCAGACAGUGCAGAAGACAUCUAUUAGUUUACCUUUAUCGCUUCAGGAUGCCCCUCAAGGUAAAGCAGAGCCACAAAAAGCUGUUGUCAGCCCACCAAGCUCGGUUAUUACUUCCCCAAACACUGCAGAUAAAGCCUCAAAGACUCGCAUCCCAAUGGGGUUUAAAGCUUUUUUAAAAUCUCCCCCAAGCCAUAAAAAUAGUCCCUCUAUACCAGGCAAGCAAGAGAAAGAUCAUAUCAACUCAGUCUCCAAGGAAACUGUGACCUCAAAUGCUUCUACCCAGUGUGACAGCUUGCAGCCAGCAUUCAGUAUUGAUUCGCCAUCCAAGAUGUCAGAGGGGAAAGGUGACGUCCAGUGUAGGUUACUGGAAGAAGAAGAAGUACAAGCUACAGAGGAAGGGGAGGUUUGCGAUAAAGGGAAAAGGAGUAGUCAGCUUUUCUCUAGAUCCAUAUCUGUUUCCACCAAACCUCAUCUAAAGCCGGCUCUGGGGAUGAAUGGGGCUAAAGCUCGUAGCCAGAGUUUCAGCACCAACUACAUUGAAAAACCCAACAUCAGUGCACUAGAUGGGCUGGGAAAAGUCCGAACACAGAUCAUCACCAACUCAGGUGAAAGGGGGAACUCUUUGUCAAGACAGAGUUCGUUGGAGGUACCAAGUGUUGGGUUAACAGACAGCCCUCUCCAUUCCCCCAGGACUCGGCUUAGCCACUAUGGAGGCAUGACAGGAUCAAAUAGUCACAACAUCCUCCCUGAGAGAACUUCCAAAUCAGGCUCCAAAGGUGAAGGGUCACAGGGCACAGCGAAAGGAGAGGCAAUCACUUCGCCUUCUCAAAAAGAGGCACGUAGCUUACCCAUAAGCGAUCGAAUUGGUGUGAACAACAUCCGUAAGCCAGCAAAAGUUGCCUCUCAUCCUCAGUUUCAACCUCCCUCCUCUUGUGUGUUUAGCUCAGAAAACCCGGUGCAAGAGACCCCUAAUGAGCCAGACUUUAGGAGGGAAGUCAAAACCCAGACAGACUCUCCAGAUACAGAGGAUAAAAAAAACAGCCCAACAGUCUGCACCAUUGAGGAGAAAGUCAUGAUGGGAAUCGAAGAGAAUCUGCAGAAAUAUCAAGAACAGGAGAAGGUCGCUGCCAGCGAGGCCAAACAGAAGACAGGCCCCUCUCUGGCAAACUGGUUCGGCCUCCGUAAGAGCAAGCUCCCAUCUCUUAGUGGUAAGAAAGCAGACUCCCCCAAGGGGAAAGAGGAGAAGAAAGAGAUGAAGAUUGGAUCAGUGCUUGGAGGCAAACAGAUGAAGUCUGACAAGAAGAAGGAUAAGAAGAAAAAUGAUAACCAGCAGAGAGACAGUCAGGAGGUGCAGAAUCUGUCUGAGAUGAACAACAAGCUGAGCUCCAUCAUGGACCACUGCAACAACCAGAUGGGCCAGAUUGCCAGCCAGAUCCAGUGUACAACUGCCUUCAUCGGCAAAGACCAGUUUGUGAAAGAGCUUCUUGGCAGGACUGCUGUGAAGGGCAACUGUGUGGCUGCGUCGCCGCCUGGGAUCUCCACGCCCAAGAAACACAGUGAAAUGAAGGGAGAUAUGGAGAUCUGUCCAGAUACUGCUACCCUUAUAAUGACUCAGAAGAUCAACCUGAGGGCUGAAAAUGAGGAGGGACGCAUUCCAGACACAGUUUGUCAAGACCACAUGAUAGGCUCCGGCUGUCAGAUGAGAACCCUGGACAGCGGGAUCGGCACCUUCCCUCUCCCCGAUUCCGUCACACGGGCCAGCGGUCGCCACAUCCCCAAAUCUGAAUCCAGCCCAGGUGGGGUGACCGCCAGCUCCUCUGACCUCAGUCGGGAGCCUCCCUCUUCUCACCCAGACCCCUCUCAACCUGAUGUGAAAGUGCCUUCCCUCCUAAAAUCCUGCCCGCAUGCCCCGACUGGCAUGGGACACUCCCUGUCCGACCCCAGUGUGUCCAGCAACAAUGACACCCAGAGCCGCCUGCCCAAAUUAGCAACCUCAGAUGCAAUCAGGACAAAGAGGUUGAGUCUUUGUGCUCCACAAAGCAACAUCUCCACAGAGGAUAAAGACAAGGAAACAGAGAGGAGGAUGAAAUCCCAGGAGCAUGAUAUGCCCGGUGAGAGAGCCCUGCAAGUGUGUACGUACCCGGGGAGCAGCAGUGACACCGAGACUGAACCAGAGGGAACCAGAAGCUCACCACAAAGGACCCUGAUCAACAGAUCUAAGAAGAGUGACUCAGUCGACCAGAACGAGGAGACCCUGAAGAGAAGCAGUGUGGAGAAAUCCUUGUCAAUCAUGGACUACUACCAGCACGACAUGUACUCGCAUCUGGAGAAGGACAGCAGGAGGAUUUCUCAGUACAACUUGUUGCAUAAGGAGUCAUCCCUGGAUGGCAAAGCAGGAGACAGGCUCAGCAAAGAGAUUCCCAUGGAGAAGACACCCGUCAGCGCAAACCCGCCUCUCGACUUCUCUCUGGAGUCCCUGAACAAGCUGAAUCACAGCAGCUCCAGCAGCACCAGCCUCGGCAGCCGCAGAGGUGACUGCAACGCCGACGCGGGGAAAAGCGGGGAGGACUGCUGCAAGGUGGACGAACCCUCCUCCUCCAGCUUCUCAAGCAAGCCCGGGGCGGAUCCUGUGGGCUCCCUCAGCGACUCACUGUACGACAGCUUCUCCUCCUGCACCAGUCAGGGCUCCAACGAGGUGUAGGGGGCAACGAGUAAGAAGGCAGGGCUGUAGAGUCUCCUCUGACAUCUUGGACAUGUCAAGUUUAUGUCCACUUUUUCUCUCCUUGUCCAAUUUUUAAGCAUGAAUUUUGCAAGUAAUAACAUACUUCCAUCACCAGAAAAAAAAAAUGUUGGCAUUGUACGUUUUUGCAAACCAUGGAUAUAAUACAUUUGCACAGUGUUAUGUAGUGGAUAUGUUUCAGCAACACUGAUUAUCAUGUGGUUAGGUUUAGACAUAAAAACCACUUGGUUGUGGUUAAAAAAAGGAUGAUAUUUUGGCUUAAAAUACUUGGUUUGGGAGUCACAAUCACAGCAGGACAAGCAGCAAUGUCUCAGUAAAAAACAACCACUAUUUUUGGUACAAUCCCUGCCUAGUUUGGUGCCUAAAAAGCAGCUUAAAAAACAGACUGGUUGCUACAAAAUGCCUGCAUUAGGUGCCUAAAAUGCAGCUGGAAAAACACUGACUGGUUGCACCUGAACACCUGCGUUUGGUCCCUAAAAAGCCACUAGAAACACACCGACAGGUUGCUACAAAACACCCAGAGCUGGAGCCUAAAGCUGCUGGAAACACGGCAGUGACUCGUUAAAUCCCACCAGUUCUGUUGUUUGUUAGUCUCGAUUAGUGGUCUGCAUCUUGCCUAGGUGACCGGUCACCAACCCCUCCAUCUCCAGAUGACAAAUUCAGCACAUAUAUGUCACAUUAGAAACACUGAUAAAAUAUCUCUAAAAUGUUCAAAUAUAACAUAUUCAUGGUUUGCGGAAAAAUACAAGUUGGGGCGAGCUGGUGUGUUCUGGUGUUGCUCCCAAGCCUCUUUGGAUCUGGUUUUGAUCAUGCUUUUCUUUCCCCUGAGUUUGGCAUUGACGUGGUCUUGACUUUAGGUCUGCCACAACACACGGAGCCCUGCCCUCUCUACAUACGACACAAAGCACUUAGUGGAGCUGGAGACACGAGGACAAGACCUCAACCCAAACACCAAACCAGGACUUUUAAUAGUUUGACUCUGGGUGCGGUGGACUGGACAGCAAUACCCAACGUUGUCUCAUUGCAAAUGUUUUUCUCCCCAUGCCGGGGAUCUUCUUAUCAUUGCACUGUAACAAAUACUGUACAAAGUUUGUAAGGAGUGUAAAGUGAACGAUUAUUCAAGCAGCGAUAAGCAGGGCGUCUUUUUGGGGCAACACUGGUUGGCGUACAACAAAAUCGUUUGCAUUCCUGUUUGCUAGGAAAGUAGAUUUAAACCUAAGGUGUCAUUUUAUGUUUUGCUGCUAAGUACGUUGCCCGUUGAAGUUGCCCAAAUAUUGUGGAAUCACAACCUGUAAUAAUCAACCUGCUUUAUCUUCUCCUUUGAAGCAAUACUUUUAAAACUAAUAGGAUUUAGCUUUUAUUUCAUUUCUGUUCAUUUUAAAUUGUGUUGUUUUGAGCAGUUAUGCUGCCAAUAACGCCAAGAAAACAGAAAUUUGUGCAAAAAUGAUCACGAUUCAGCUAACAAUGCUUAUUUUUAGCAGCAGUGAUGUCAACUAUUGUGUUUCCAUGUGGUACAUUAACCAAUACAAAUAUUUUUCAGUGUCUGACCAGUACAUAUUUACAACAAACGAUCAGCUUUUUUGGCUUGAACGCACCAUUGCGUGUCAUUGUGUCAUUGUUGGUAGCUCAGGGAACAUACUGGACUAAUGUAGAUUGUAAAAUGUUGACAAAUACAAACAGCAAUCUUAUGCUUUUUUUUGUUGUUGUUUUUCAGUUCCUGAUGCAAACUCCAGAAUCCAAACAGCUUAGUUUAUCUCAUGUAGCAUAGUGUAUACCUGAACUCUCCAAACCUCACUUUUCCUUUCAUAGUUGUAUAUUAUGUUGUAUAUAAAAAUAAGUUAAUAUCAGAAUGGGCAUUGCUGAUUGAUAUAUGCAAAUAAGUAAAAAAAAGAUGUAAAUUGUUUGCCAAUCAUUCAACCAAGGUUUUAAGUUUUGAAAAUCUUUUUUUCUUAUGGAAUUCUUUAGGGGUUCUUCUUUAAAGCGAAAUCUUUAUUUUGAUCGAUAAGACUAAAAUAUUUUAUCACUUUAUUUUAAAGACAUAUUUGAGCUUUUAGGUGAGCCAAAUUUCUCUCUGGACUUUGACCAGCUGGUGCUAAUCAACAGAGCCGACUGUGUGUUUCAAUUUUUCUAUGAAACUGUUAAUACUGUAUGAAGAGAGUCUGAAGUGUGUAUUUUUCUAGGUGUCCAGUAUUUAUACCCACAUUUUGUACUGUCAGACUGUAGUGUGAUUGUCAUGCUUCACCUCUCUCCUUAAAUGUUCCUUUGUAAAGAGAAAUGGUUACCAGCAGUGUUACUUUGGUAAUUAUUAUUAAUGUUAUUGUUAUUAUUAUUAUUAUUACUGUGUGCAAUUUUGUCUGUUACACCAGACUUUAAUGCUAUAUUUUAUGUAACUAUUUCCUAAAUAAAUAUGAGAAACUAUUUCCUAUUUCAAA